Messenger RNA from Frankliniella occidentalis (western flower thrips), 1253 nucleotides. RefSeq lists its product as uncharacterized. The record is from RefSeq and is a predicted model, not a curated record. NCBI's taxonomy places the organism in Eukaryota, Metazoa, Arthropoda, Insecta, Thysanoptera, Thripidae. The transcript has 4 exons. The coding region runs from base 572 to 1207 and encodes 211 amino acids.
AUAUAAUAAACUUACAUACUGAAAUUGGUGAAUUUGCGACUCUCUCAUAGACAAAACGAUUAUCUGUCCAAUAAUAGGAUGCAAAUUUGUGACUAGUGUGCUUCAGAGUGGGAACUGGUUACAACGCGCAAAAAAAUGCCUCUGUCUCGGAAGGAUAAAAAGCACUUUUGGAUUAAGUGUGCAGGUAAAUGCGACCUAGUAUUCCGUGGUGAUCUCUAUAGUUACUCCAGAUAAUCAUGGCUAUUUGGCAAUCUAGUAUACACAUUUUCCUCAAGUUGGGAACCCCUCGCAUGCAUGAAACUAUACGUCGGAGACUUCUCUGUCCAAAGCAAUUUCGAUCAGUCCGCCUAAAAGUGGGAGACCGAUACGAUCGGCGCAUGGGCCGCAAGCGGGGGAAUGGCGCGUGCACAGACAGCACGGGGGCAGCGAGCCAAAAGUGCAGGGGCUCUUGUCUUGCUUAGUCGUGCCUGCGCGGGCCGGUCGGCAUCCUGCCGGUAGUUCCCCCACCUGCAAGGCCGGCACUAUUAUUGUGCGCACUGAGUUCCUGUUUUUUUGCGCUGUGUCUUUUGGCAUGCGUGUUUGUCAGCCUGCUCCUGGGCGGCGCCAUGGCGAUAUGCUCCUCUGCACCCUCGCCCUCCUCGUCCUACUCAGCAUGCACCCCGUCUGCUGGUCGAAGCGCCCAGGUCGUCGCCCGGGCCUCCUGCAUGCGUCCCACUUGAUCUUCGAAGUCUCCAAAGUGUCGCACUGUGACGUACCGGGUAACGCCAUCAGGAUCUUGAAAGUUCACACAGGCAUGGCAAACAAGGUGGACUUCUCCUUAGACGUAGAAUUCAACAUCACUCGCUCUGUCCGGGCUAUCGACUCGUUCCUGAUCCAGAUCACCAAAUGCCGGGAGCUUGUCUCGUCCAACACCUGCGAGAUAUUCCACACCUGGCGAUUCGAAAACAACCCGUGCAAGGGGUUCAACGACCCCCUCGCUCUCUGGGCUUGCCCCGUAAAUGCCAUGAAACCUCGCCCAGACUGCCCCUUCAAAAAGGGUACUUACGCCGUGCAAAAUCUAACAUUGGGCUCAGAGUUUAUGGGAAAUUGGCCGUUCCCCUAUGAGGGCAACGUCUGGAGAGUACGCCUGGGUUUGUUGGAGACCAAGACCCUCUUCCACAUGUGCACGGACAUUGAGGCGCACGUGCACCGAGUGCGCGACAACUAAUUGUGAGUGGGGAGGGAGAAAGAACAAUAAAAAUAAACUCAACAGC